Molecule: messenger RNA, 1087 nt
Organism: Argiope bruennichi
Lineage: Eukaryota; Metazoa; Arthropoda; Arachnida; Araneae; Araneidae
Gene: Vps28
Product: vacuolar protein sorting-associated protein 28 homolog
Exons: 8
Coding region: 216-854 (212 amino acids)
Biological process (GO): protein transport to vacuole involved in ubiquitin-dependent protein catabolic process via the multivesicular body sorting pathway
Cellular component (GO): ESCRT I complex
Molecular function (GO): protein-containing complex binding
Source: RefSeq, a predicted model, not a curated record
UUUCUUUUCUUACGACAUAAAGUGUAACUGAUGAAGUGAAAUAUGAAAAACAUGAAAUCGUGAAUGAGUAAUUUUAUUAUUGUAUUGACAAACAGAUGUGCUUAGCAUAUUAAUUUCUUUUCUCUGUUGUCAUUUACUUGCAGAUAUAAGUGGUACUUGUGAAAUCUUUUGAUAGAAUAUAUCACAUUCAAGUUCACUCUAAUAACACAUCUACAAUGAAUCAACAAGAAAAUAGACCAGAGUUGUAUGAAGAAGUCAAAUUGUAUAGAACAGCUAGAGAAAGAGAAAAGUAUGACAAUAUGGCAGAUUUGUAUUCUGUGAUAAAUACAUUGCAGUGUUUAGAAAAAGCUUAUAUCAAAGAUUGUGUUACUCCCAAAGAGUAUACUGCUGCUUGUUCCAAGCUACUUGUACAAUAUAAGGCUGCUUUUAAACAAGUACAAGGUGAAGAAUUUCCAACUGUUGAAGUAUUUAUGAAAAAGUUUCGUCUUGAUUGUCCUGCUGCCAUUCAACGAAUAAAAGAAGAUAGGCCAAUAACAAUUAAGGAUGAUAAAGGCAACACUAGCAAAUGUAUUGCUGAUAUUGUUUCACUUUUUAUCACCAUACUUGACAAAUUGCGACUGGAAAUGAAAUCAAUGGAUGAGUUGCAGCCUGAUUUGAGAGAACUUUAUGAUACCAUGUGUCGUCUUAAUCUUUUGCCUGCUGAUUUUGAAGGGAAACAAAAAGUUCAUGAAUGGUUGCAAACAAUGUCACAAAUGGCUGCAUCCGAUGAAUUAACUGAAAGUCAAGUGAGACAAUUUAUAUUUGACUUGGAAUCUGCAUACAGUAGUUUCAAUAGAUUAUUACAUGAAUCAUGAGCAUUCAGUUGAAUAAUUACCCCAUGUUUUUUUAUUAUUAGCAGUCUUUUGAUUUUAAACAAAUUAAUUGUUAGUACACAAGUGAUAUGUAUGAUUACACUGUAUUAAUUUUUGUAUAUAUAUUUUUUGUUUGUUUAUGAAAAAAAAAAAAUUCAUGAUUUAAAGUUUGAAAAGUUAUUACUUAUAAUUGCUUUGUUUUUAUUUUUAUUGUGUUCUCUUUGAACUCUGUCAAG